Molecule: messenger RNA, 2475 nt
Organism: Neogale vison (American mink)
Lineage: Eukaryota; Metazoa; Chordata; Mammalia; Carnivora; Mustelidae
Product: interferon regulatory factor 4-like
Exons: 7
Coding region: 1-1446 (481 amino acids)
Biological process (GO): regulation of transcription by RNA polymerase II; immune system process
Cellular component (GO): nucleus
Molecular function (GO): protein binding; RNA polymerase II cis-regulatory region sequence-specific DNA binding; DNA-binding transcription factor activity, RNA polymerase II-specific
Source: RefSeq, a predicted model, not a curated record
AUGGCGGGGGCCGGGGGUCCCCUGCGCCUCCGCGACUGGCUGGUGGCGCAGAUCGAGAGUGGGCGCUACGCGGGGUUGUGCUGGGAGGACGCAGACAAGACCCUCUUCCGUAUCCCCUGGAAGCACGCGGCCCGGCAGGGCUACCGGGCGCAGCAGGACGCGGCGCUCUUCAGGGCCUGGGCCAUACACAAGGGCAAACACCUAGAGGGCAUCGACAAGGAGGACCCCCCCACCUGGAAGACCAGACUCCGCUGUGCUCUCAACAAGAGUGCUGACUUCUGUGAGGUGCGUGAGCGCAGCCAUCGGGACAGCUCCAGCCCCUACAAGGUCUACAGGAUCGUGGCCCACGGUGCCCAUGGCCCAGGUGCCAGAGCUUGUGCUCCCCCUGAAAAUAACAUUCCACGGAAGCAGCAGGAGCCCCCUGGAGAAGUGACUGAGCUGGCCUGCGGGACAGACCAGGUCAGUUGUCCUUCAAGCCCUCCGCAGUCUUGCCAGCUCUGUCACCUCUCCCCUGAACUGCCCUCGGUGUUCUCCGCACUGUCAUGUGUCCUCUGGCACUGUCCUCUCCCCCAGCUGCGCUCCUUCCCUGUCUGCCCCCUCCUCCACCCAUGUCCCUCCCGCCAGCUCCACCUCUUCUUACCUGGGCCCCACCUGCCCCGCCAUCUUCAGCUCCGCCUCCUGUUCCCUUCACCUCCAUCAUCUCUGGGUCCCCCUGUUCUCUCGUCCUCCGCCGUCUUCAGCCUCAUCACCCUCUGCAAUCUCUUCCCUGACAUUCACCCCUGGCCCCUGUCAUCAUCGGGGUACCAGGCACAGGACCCUACACACCAUUGGAGCCCCUUGCUCUCUGAGGACUUCAGCAACCCUGAUUGCUGGCUGCACGUGCGGCUGUUCUACGGCGGGAAGCUGGUGCGCGAAACCACCACGCGCGUGGCCGAGGGCUGCCGCCUGAGCCCCCAGGCGGUCACCGCGGCGGAGCGCCUGCUGGGGCAGCCAAGAUGCAUGGCGCAGGUGCGCUUCCCGGAGCCGCCCCCCGGCGCCCGCGUGCUGGAGCGCUUGCUGCGGCACCUGGAGCGGGGCGUGCUGCUGUGGGUGGCCCCCGAGGGCGUGUUCGCCAAGCGCCUGUGCCGGGGCCGCGUGUACUGGCGCGGCCCGCUAGCCCCGCACCGCGCGCAGCCCAACAAACUGGAGCGUGAACGCACCUGCCAGCUGCUCGACACGCUACUCUUCCUCGAGGAAUUGCGGGCCCACCUUCAGGACGGUCGCCAGGAGCCCGAGUACCAAAUCCGUCUGUGCUUUGGUGAGGAGUACCCAGGACCGCCAGAGCAGCUGGAGGAGCGGCUCAUCAUGGCCCACGUGGAGCCAGUCUUCGCCAGGGAGCUCUUCCUGCACUGGAAGCGCCACUACAGUGGUGUCCCAGCAUCACCGACGGUGUCCCUCACCUGCUGACACAGCUGAGUCAGCAGUGAAGGGUCACUUGCUCCUCUCCUGUCGUCCCAAGUCAGCCCCCCUCCCGUGGGUGCGGACCCUACUGCAAACCUGCCCAAAUUGCCAGUGGUCUUGGGGCUGCCCCCUACCCAUUGGCCGGUCAGUGGGGACAGUGGAAGCAGAUCACGCCCUUCAACCUCUCAGCGGCAGAGAUGCAGCCCCCCACCCCCACCCCCUAGCAUAGCGUGUGGGCAGAGGCCUUGCAGCUGGGCCUGGGAAGUCAGGAGGAAACCAAACUUGACCUUGAGGUUCUGGAAACAGCAAUUAGGACAGAAACUAAACCUCAUAGCUCGGGGAGAACCCAGCAAGUCUGUGGUGGUAUACUUGAGAGCCCACUUACCUGCAACUGAUGCAUUAUAAGGUUUGCUUAAAGCUGGGUUUACCGAUAAUUAGAUCCUCAGGGAUUAGAGUGAAGCCAGACAGUAACAGAAAUGCCUGGCUUCUGAGGGGCUCUGAAUUUCCAGACCCUUCCUCCCACCUGCCACUAGUCUCCAUUCUUAUGUGGGCAGGGAGGGAUCUCAAAGCAGAAAUUUGGCCUGAAAUGGGGACUUGGGGGGUUGAUAACUGAACCACCAAUACCAGUAGAUACUGUGUUUGGAGGAACUGAGGCUGACCCCCAAACACAGCCAUAGGGCAGAAGCUAAGGGCAGAAGCAGGGGUCCAGCCCCUCCCCAGGCUCCUCUGAUCAUUGUAAACUGCAAGCUGUAGGGAGUCCUUGAGAAUUGGGAGGGAGCCCCUUCAACCACCGUGAAGCCAGCUGACCCUGCCUUGGCGGAAAAGUCACUGUGUCCUGCCCCAGAUAUCAGACCUUGUUUCUGGUUCUGAUUUCUGACUUUUUAAAUAAGGAUUCUCCUACAGACGGCAACAUAAUGAAUCUCUUCUAGUGAUACAUUAAUAUGCUUUUAUGGUGGGGGGGGCCAUAUGCUUCGACGAAGGGCAGAAGUCAAUCAGAUCACUGUUUCUUAUUCAGCAAAUGUUGACUGAGCACCC